This is a messenger RNA of Gorilla gorilla gorilla (western lowland gorilla), 2125 nucleotides long. RefSeq names its product Src homology 2 domain containing transforming protein D (gene SHD). The transcript is spliced from 6 exons. The coding region runs from base 1013 to 2035 and encodes 340 amino acids. Gene Ontology annotation, molecular function: phosphotyrosine residue binding. Lineage: Eukaryota; Metazoa; Chordata; Mammalia; Primates; Hominidae. The record is from RefSeq and is a predicted model, not a curated record.
CCCACCUCCCGCGCUCCGCGCUCGCUGCGGCCAGUCUCGGGCGUCCCGGUCAGUGUCCAGCUGCCGCGGCCUCGGCCCCGGCGACUCCCGCCCCCAGCCCCCCUUCCCUCCGCGGGCAGCGGCUCCCUCCCUCCCCAGAACAGCUGAAGGUCUCAGUCACCUCCGAGGGGAGCGCAGGGGGAGGGGAGGGGCGGAGGGGAGGUGGGGGAGCCUUGACGCUGCUGCCCGGGACGCGGCCCGGGGCUGGUGGGAACCGGGGCGUCCUCCUGCGCGCCCCCCUCCCCCGCGUCCCAUCUCCCGGCGGCGGCGGGGAAAGUCUCUCCGAAAGCGUGAAGGGGGAUUGGAGGAGGUUUUUAUUUCCCUUUGUGCGGGUGGCUGGGGCCGGAUCGAGGCGGCGGGGGCCGCGGGAUUGGGGGCUCCCCGCUGAGCCGAGAGGAGCGCGACAAAGGAUGCGUCCCGCCGGGGUCACAGUCUCCGCGGCCCAACUUUGCGCGCGGCGCCCGCGCCCCUGGGGAGCCCGCCCGCUGCCCUGAGAACCCAGGCGUCCGGGCUGGGAGAGGGGCCGGGAGCAUCCGCAGGUGGCGCUGGCCCGGAUCUCCCGACCCCAGGAAGGGAUCCCGGAGCUUCCUGGAGGCGGCGGGCGGCCGUGUCGCUCCAGGGAACCGCGCUGCCCGCGGAAACUCCGCGCGCCUCCGCGGAUGCCCCUCGCCCUAGCCCCCAGCGCGCGGGGUUCAGGGCCCUGCGAGGCCCCCCCUUCCCCCGCGGUGCUUCCCAAGCUGGGCUAAGGCGGUCUUAUCUUCCUCCCUCCUCUGUCGCCUGCUUUUCCUCCCCCUCGUUCACCUUUUCCUUCCCUCUAUCCAUCCAGAGCCCCGCCAAAGGGUGCACCUGAUCUUUCUCCUCCUUCCCUGCUCUUCCCUUCCUCUCCACCUCCUCUUCCUUGGGGAAAGGGGCCCGGAGAAGGGCAUGUGGGGGCCCCUCUGACAGUGGCCCGAUUGGGGUGACAGGCGCCCAAAUGGCCAAGUGGCUACGGGACUACCUGAGCUUUGGGGGUCGGAGGCCCCCUCCGCAGCCGCCCACCCCGGACUACACCGAGAGCGACAUCCUGAGGGCCUACCGCGCGCAGAAGAACCUGGACUUCGAGGACCCCUAUGAGGACGCGGAGAACCGCUUGGAGCCGGACCCCGCGGGCCCUGGGGACUCCAAGAACCCCGGAGAUGCCAAGUAUGGUUCUCCCAAGCACCGGCUCAUCAAGGUGGAGGCUGCGGAUAUGGCCAGAGCCAAGGCCCUUCUGGGCGGCCCCGGGGAGGAGCUGGAAGCCGACACUGAGUAUUCAGACCCCUUUGAUGCUCAGCCUCAUCCUGCACCCCCGGAUGAUGGGUACAUGGAGCCCUACGAUGCCCAAUGGGUCAUGAGUGAACUUCCUGGCAGAGGGGUGCAGCUCUAUGACACCCCUUAUGAGGAACAGGACCCAGAGACAGCAGAUGGACCCCCUUCUGGGCAGAAGCCUCGGCAGAGCCGGAUGCCCCAGGAAGAUGAACGGCCAGCAGAUGAGUAUGAUCAGCCCUGGGAGUGGAAGAAAGACCACAUCUCCAGGGCGUUUGCAGUGCAGUUUGACAGUCCAGAGUGGGAGAGGACUCCAGGCUCAGCCAAGGAGCUCCGGAGACCUCCGCCCAGAAGCCCCCAGCCUGCGGAGCGUGUGGACCCAGCCCUGCCCCUGGAGAAACAGCCGUGGUUUCAUGGCCCCCUGAACAGGGCGGAUGCAGAGAGCCUCCUGUCCCUCUGCAAGGAAGGCAGCUACCUAGUGCGGCUCAGCGAGACCAGCCCCCAGGACUGCUCCUUGUCUCUCAGGAGCAGCCAGGGCUUCCUGCAUCUGAAGUUCGCGCGGACCCGUGAGAACCAGGUGGUGCUGGGCCAACACAGCGGGCCCUUCCCCAGCGUGCCCGAGCUCGUCCUCCACUACAGUUCACGCCCACUGCCUGUGCAGGGUGCCGAGCAUCUGGCUCUGCUGUACCCCGUGGUCACGCAGACCCCCUGACAGUGACCCUCGGCCCCCUUUUGAGUCCUCGGGCCCAGAAUCGUAUCCCAAAGCCCUCCCAUGGCCUAGAAAAUAAAUAAGUUAUUGUUU